AUGGUGUCGACUCGGUCAGUGACCUGGACCUCUCUGCUCAUACAACUCGUCAUGUCAGUGGCUUGUCUCGUCGCAUCAAUGGCGGUAAUUGCUGCUAAACUCCAGUCCGUAUCUAUUUAUGAGGAUAAGCAGUACGUGAGUGUCGAAUGGUGGGCAUUCUCUUGUAUGAGUUUCGCGAUGAUUCUCGCCACCGUCGUCUCCAUGUUCGGUCUGUCAGGGAACAAAAAAUCACUACUUAUACCACACUUUUUUCUACUAUUCGUUUUCUGCGUUUUUGUGGCGCGAGUGAUUACCUCUGUAGUCUUUGAGCUCGACUUCUCGGAGCCGGAUUGGAUAUUUCGGAUUUCGGUACUUGCUCUGGCUGAAAUAUUUCUGAUCUGUUCUUUGCUGUGCGAAUUCCAAACGCUCAAUAGUCUGUGA
This is a messenger RNA of Necator americanus (New World hookworm), 420 nucleotides long. RefSeq lists its product as uncharacterized. The coding region runs from base 1 to 420 and encodes 139 amino acids. NCBI's taxonomy places the organism in Eukaryota, Metazoa, Nematoda, Chromadorea, Rhabditida, Ancylostomatidae. The record is from RefSeq and is a predicted model, not a curated record. The transcript is spliced from 4 exons.